UAUUGGAGUAUUCUUUUGCAGGGAGUAAUAAAACAAGAUGACGAAAGCGGAGGACGAGCCGGAGAGCCAGACUUCGGGGGAGUUUUAUGAGAAAUACGAACCGAAGGAAAUCUUGGGCAGGGGCGUGAGCAGCGUGGUGCGGCGCUGCGUGCACAAAGUCACGCGUGCGGAGUUUGCGGUCAAGAUCAUCGACAUCACGGCCGGGAACCUGUCGCCCGAGGAGAUCCGUGAGCUGCGCGAGGCCACACGCAAGGAGGUCCACAUCCUGCGCCAGGUCUCCGGGCACCCCAACAUCAUCCAGCUGAAGGACAGCUUCGAGUCGCACACCUUCUUCUUCCUGGUCUUCGACCUAUCUCCCACUUCCUGGUGGUGAACCCCAAGGACCGCUACUCCGUGGAGGAGGCCCUGGGCCACCCCUUCUUCCAGCAGUACGUGGUGGAGGAGGUCCGCCACUUCAGCCCCUUCCGCAAGUUCCGGGUCAUCGCCUUGACCGUCCUGGCCUCGGUGCGCAUCUACCUCAACUACCGCAACGUGAAGCCCGUCACGCGGGAGGUGCUGCAGCGCGACCCCUACGGCCUGAAGCCCGUCCGGAAGAUGAUUGACGCCUGCGCCUUCCGCCUCUACGGCCACUGGGUCAAGAAGGGCGAGGCCCAGAACCGGGCCGCCCUCUUCGAGAACACCCCCAAGGCCAUCCUGCUCAGCCUGGCCGCCGAGGACGAGCUCUUCUGACCUAUUGAAUCAAUGUUUUGCUCGCGGCCAGGACGCCAUCACCCUUUUAUAUAUAUAGAUUAAAUUAAAUCUCUGCCAACUCUGAGAUCAAGACUCUGCAUUUUGUGUUUUCGCGCCAGAAUGAUUGAGGAAUCAACCUUCAAAGGAGUUUGGAUGAAAGACGGAGCUUGAGCGAGAUUAUUCAAGCUUAUUCGUUAUUAUAUUAAAUACGAGCUGUGCUCGGCCACGCGUUGCUGUGGCUCAUUGGAAUUGCACUGAAUUGCUCCGGUUUUUGGGUUUUUUUAGGCCCUGUGGAGGUUUGUGAUGUGAUAUUUUGUGGUUUCAACCUCGAGGCGUGGAUGACGGAUUGUGCUGUGAAAUUUCGAGGUUGGGGGGUGUUUAGUUUUGUUGUUUUGCUCGGCGCCAGGACGCCAUCACUCUUUUAUAUAUAUAGAUUAAUUAAAUGAAAUCUCUGCCAACUCUGA
Molecule: messenger RNA, 1193 nt
Organism: Anolis carolinensis (green anole)
Lineage: Eukaryota; Metazoa; Chordata; Lepidosauria; Squamata; Anolidae
Gene: phkg1
Product: phosphorylase kinase catalytic subunit gamma 1
Biological process (GO): protein phosphorylation; glycogen biosynthetic process
Cellular component (GO): phosphorylase kinase complex
Molecular function (GO): calmodulin binding; ATP binding; phosphorylase kinase activity
Source: RefSeq, a predicted model, not a curated record